CCGAGCCGCCCCCUCUGCUUGCCAUAAUGCGGCGACGCAGCUGAGAAGCCCCCGCGGGGAGGGGGAGGCGGAGGAGUCGCUUAUAAAUGGCGCCCAAGCAGGACCCCAAACCCAAAUUCCAAGAGGGUGAGCAGGAGGACGAGGAGCCCGGGUGGGGUGGGCGGCCUUCGUGGGGAAGAGGUGAACGGGUGCUGUGUUUCCAUGGACCUCUUCUUUAUGAAGCAAAGUGUGUAAAGGUCGCUAUAAAGGACAAACAAGUGAAAUACUUCAUACAUUACAGUGGUUGGAAUAAGAACUGGGAUGAAUGGGUUCCGGAAAGCAGAGUGCUCAAAUACGUGGACACCAAUCUGCAAAAGCAGAAAGAACUCCAAAAGGCCAAUCAGGAACAGUAUGCAGAAGGAAAGAUGAGAGGUGCUGCUCCAGGCAAGAAAACGUCCGGUCUCCAGCAGAAAAAUGUUGAAGUAUUUUUCAGACGAGAUGGAGCGCAUACAGUUUGCAGUUUGGAGACCCCUGCAAUAUCGACACGGAAGACCAAAAAGAACAAACAGAAAACUCCUGGAAUUGGCGAAGGCAGCAGCACGAAUGAAAACCCUCAGCCUCCCAGGAAGAAAAGGGCCCGUGUAGAUCCUACUGUUGAAAGUGAAGAAACUUUUAUGAACAGAGUUGAAGUAAAGGUAAAAAUACCAGAAGAGCUGAAACCGUGGCUUGUAGAUGACUGGGAUUUGAUCACCCGGCAAAAGCAGCUCUUUUAUCUUCCUGCCAAGAAGAAUGUUGACGCCAUUUUAGAGGAUUACGCAAACUACAAGAAAUCUCGAGGAAACACUGACAACAAAGAAUAUGCUGUUAACGAAGUGGUGGCAGGCAUCAAAGAAUACUUCAAUGUAAUGCUGGGUACUCAGCUGCUCUAUAAAUUCGAGAGGCCGCAGUACGCAGAAAUCUUAGCGGAUCAUCCGGAUGCACCAAUGUCCCAGGUGUAUGGAGCUCCCCACCUCCUGCGGUUGUUCGUCCGGAUUGGAGCAAUGCUUGCUUACACGCCCCUUGAUGAGAAAAGCCUGGCCUUGCUGUUGAACUACUUGCACGACUUCCUAAAGUAUCUAGCGAAGAAUGCUUCCACGUUGUUCAGCGCAAGCGACUAUGAGGUUGCACCUCCAGAGUAUCAUCGGAAAGCUGUGUAAGCUUCUCACUAACAGUGCGUGUGGACGGUGUGAGUGUGUGUGCAAGCGCGCACAUCACUGGAAGGGAUUCUUGGAUCUCUGCACCUGACCUGCCCAGUUCCACGUUCGUCCACGGUCUCCUCUUGCACAUGUCUUUCUGCACAGCUGACAUAAGUGUCAAGUGAAUAGUGUUUGUGUCUUCAGAUGGAACUAUUGCCACCAAAGUUGCUUUCUUCAGAAACGGAUCUCUUAAAGAAGAGAGCCUUCUCUGGAGUGCUUCAUUGAAUCAGUUUUUGGUGUUGGAAUGUGGCUGGAAUGUGACAUUUCAUAGUCUGAGCCUGGUGCAUGCUUCUAGGCCUGUUUUUCUCGAAACGAAGCUGAUGAUGGUUUGAUGUAUUGUCACCCCCUCCCCACCUUCCCCAAACAAACUCUCGUUUCCAACAGAGUGGGGAGGACCAAACACAAAUGCGUGCUUUCAACUUGGGAGGGGAGGGAGGGUUCAUGUGCUGUUUUGGUGUUGGGAGGGUAAACAUGUGGGUUUAAGUCUGUGCUCUUUGCCUGCAUAGGGGAAGAACUCUGGGCUUUGCUUUUGUCUGUUGCGUUCAAAUGCACCUUGUAACAUAGGACGGAUUUUCCAUUGUGUCUCACACAUUUUCUGAAAUUGUUAUUUUCCUUUGGGGGGGGAGGGGAUGUUUACAGGCCCCCAAAUAAACUUUUCUAUUUCAUCUGUUAAA
Messenger RNA from Rhineura floridana, 1888 nucleotides. It is a transcript of the gene MORF4L1, whose product is annotated as mortality factor 4 like 1. The transcript has 13 exons. Bases 87 to 1175 code for a protein of 362 amino acids. NCBI's taxonomy places the organism in Eukaryota, Metazoa, Chordata, Lepidosauria, Squamata, Rhineuridae. Gene Ontology annotation, biological process: chromatin organization; regulation of DNA-templated transcription. The record is from RefSeq and is a predicted model, not a curated record. Gene Ontology annotation, cellular component: NuA4 histone acetyltransferase complex; nucleus.